Rhinolophus ferrumequinum (greater horseshoe bat) is the source of this 2645-nucleotide messenger RNA. RefSeq names its product metastasis associated 1 (gene MTA1). The coding region runs from base 70 to 2229 and encodes 719 amino acids. The record is from RefSeq and is a predicted model, not a curated record. Lineage: Eukaryota; Metazoa; Chordata; Mammalia; Chiroptera; Rhinolophidae. Gene Ontology annotation, molecular function: chromatin binding; transcription corepressor activity; histone deacetylase binding. Gene Ontology annotation, biological process: negative regulation of transcription by RNA polymerase II; response to ionizing radiation; double-strand break repair. The transcript is spliced from 22 exons. Gene Ontology annotation, cellular component: NuRD complex; nucleoplasm.
GCCCGCCCGCGCCUCCAUUUUCCAGGCCGCCCGCCGCCCGCGCAGCCCGCGGCCCCGCCGCCGCCGGACAUGGCCGCCAACAUGUACAGGGUCGGAGACUACGUCUACUUCGAGAACUCUUCCAGCAACCCAUACCUGAUUCGCAGAAUCGAAGAGCUGAACAAGACGGCCAACGGGAACGUGGAGGCCAAGGUGGUGUGCUUCUACCGCAGGCGGGACAUCUCCAGCGCCCUCAUCGCCCUGGCCGACAAGCAUGCCACCCUGUCAGUCUGCUACAAAACCGGACCGGGCGCCGACAACGGUGAGGAAGGGGAGAUGGAGGAGGAGAUGGAGAACCCUGAGAUGGUCGACCUGCCCGAGAAGCUCAAGCACCAGCUGCGGCACCGGGAGCUGUUUCUCUCGCGACAGCUGGAGUCACUGCCAGCCACCCACAUCAGAGGGAAAUGCAGCGUCACUCUGCUCAAUGAGACCGAGUCACUCAAGUCCUACCUGGAGCGGGAGGACUUCUUCUUCUACUCGCUGGUCUACGACCCACAGCAGAAGACGCUGCUGGCAGACAAAGGGGAGAUCCGUGUGGGGAACCGCUACCAGGCGGACGUCACCGACCUUCUACAGGAAGGUGAAGAGGAUGGCCGCGACCAGUCCAAACUGGAGACCAAGGUGUGGGAGGCGCACAACCCGCUCAUAGACAAGCAGAUUGACCAGUUCCUGGUGGUGGCCAGGUCUGUUGGCACCUUUGCUCGGGCCCUGGACUGCAGCAGCUCCGUCCGGCAGCCCAGCCUGCACAUGAGUGCUGCGGCUGCCUCCAGGGACAUCACCCUGUUCCACGCCAUGGACACGCUGCACAAGAGUGUGUACGACGUCGCCAAGGCCAUCUCGGCCCUGGUGCCGCAGGGCGGGCCUGUGCUCUGCCGGGACGAGAUGGAGGAGUGGUCAGCCUCGGAGGCCAGCCUGUUCGAGGAGGCCCUGGAGAAGUACGGGAAAGAUUUCACGGACAUUCAGCAAGACUUUCUGCCCUGGAAGUCGCUCACCAGCAUCAUCGAGUACUACUACAUGUGGAAGACCACCGACAGAUAUGUGCAGCAGAAACGCUUGAAAGCAGCAGAAGCAGAGAGCAAGUUAAAGCAAGUUUAUAUUCCCAACUAUAACAAGCCAAACCCGAACCAGAUCAGCGUCAACAACGUCAAGGCGGGUGUGGUGAAUGGCGCGGGGGCGCCAGGCCAGAGCCCUGGGGCCGGCCGGGCCUGUGAGAGCUGUUACACCACCCAGUCUUACCAGUGGUAUUCUUGGGGUCCCCCUAACAUGCAGUGUCGUCUCUGCGCAUCUUGUUGGACAUAUUGGAAGAAAUAUGGUGGCUUGAAAAUGCCAACCCGGUUAGAUGGAGAGAGGCCAGGACCAAACCGCAGUAACAUGAGCCCCCACGGCAUCCCAGCCCGGAGCAGCGGGAGCCCCAAGUUUGCCAUGAAGACACGACAGGCCUUCUACCUGCACACCACCAAGCUCACGCGGCUCGCCCGGCGCCUGUGCCGAGAGAUCCUGCGCCCGCGGCACGCCGCCAGGCACCCCUACGUGCCCAUCAACAGCGCCGCCAUCAAGGCCGAAUGCACGGCCCGGCUGCCCGAAGCCUCGCAGAGCCCGCUGGUGCUGAAGCAGGCCGUGCGGAAACCCCUGGAAGCUGUGCUCCGGUACCUCGAGACCCAUCCCCGCCCCCCCAAGCCUGACCCUGUGAAGAGUGCGUCUGGCGUGCUCAGCAGCCUGACCCCUGCCAAGUCGGCCCCUGUCAUCAAUAACGGCUCGCCCACCAUCCUGGGCAAGAGGAGCUAUGAGCAACACAACGGGGUGGAUGGCAACAUGAAGAAGCGCCUCUUGAUGCCCAGUAGGGGUACUUACCUGGGCUUGGCGAACCACGGACAGACCAGGCACAUGGGACCAAGCCGGAACCUCCUGCUCAACGGGAAGUCGUACCCCACCAAAGUGCGCCUGAUCCGGGGGGGCUCCCUGCCCCCUGUCAAGCGGCGGCGGAUGAACUGGAUUGACGCCCCUGAUGACGUGUUCUACAUGGCCACCGAGGAGACCAGGAAGAUUCGCAAGCUGCUCUCGUCCUCGGAGACCAAGCGUGCCGCCCGCAGGCCCUAUAAGCCCAUCGCCCUGCGCCAGAGCCAGGCCCUGCCGCUGCGGCCGCCCCCACCCGCGCCGGUCAACGACGAGCCCAUCGUCAUUGAGGACUAGGUGCCCCUCGCCUGCCCGCCCGCCACCGCCCACCCUCACCUGCCCAGAAACUGCUCCUGGGGCGUCGGGGAAAUAAGUGCAGCCUGACUUACUCCAAGCACCGAGGAGCUAGUGUUUCCUUUGUGUUACAUUUUGGCCGGAGAGAGAGAGGAGCCGCCAGUGUCCGCACCGCACUGCGGGCUCGCGGGCUGGCCGCAAGUUUUGUUGUGUUCUGUUGAAGGUGCCAUUUUAAAUUUUAUUUUUAUUACUUUUUUGUAGAUGAACUUAAGCUCUGUAACUUACACCUGGAAUGUUAGGAUCGGCGCAGCCAGCGGCCGGCCGAGCUGCCUGGCAGGGUUGGCCCUUUGUCUUUUCAAGUAAUUUUCAUAUUAAAAAAAACAAAGGAAAAAAAACUCAUAAAAAGAAAAAUACAACCA